GGUGGCCUUGCCGCCCACCCCAUUUCACAGGCUGGAGAGUGGAGGCCGAAGUCGGCGGAGGCCCUGGGUGCGGGAUUCCUGCGCGAGGUAGAGCCACGUGGCUCAUCCUCCGGCUGGGAGGCAGAGAGCAGCAGGUCUUUGGCGACCCGGGGAGCCUCCUCUGGACCUGGGCAGCAUUCCCUGGUUGGGCCAUGCCCUGGAGUUCGGGAAGGAUGCGGCCGGCUUCCUGGCGAGGAUGAAGCAGAAACACGGGGACAUCUUCACGGUGCUGCUGGGGGGCAGGUACGUCACGGUCCUCCUAGACCCGCACUCCUACGACACCGUGGUGUGGGAGUCGCGCGCCAAGCUGGACUUCCACGCCUACGCCCUCUUCCUCAUGGAGCGGAUUUUCGAUGUGCAGCUGCCCCACUACAGCCCCAGCGAUGAGAAGGCCAGGAUGAGGCCGACGCUCCUGCACAGAGACCUGCAGGCGCUCACCGAGGCCAUGGACGCCAACCUCCGCACCGUCCUGCUGGGUGACACUGCGGCCGCGGACGGCAGCUGGCACGAGACGGGCCUGCUUGAGUUCGCCUACGGCGCCCUGCUCAGGGCCGGCUACCUUACUCUGUACGGAGUUGAGGCGUCGCCACACACCCAGCAGAGCCAGGCGCAGGACCGUGUCCACUCGGCCGACGUCUUCCACACCUUCCGCCAGCUCGACCUGCUGCUCCCCAAACUGGCUCGCGGCACCCUGUCGGCAGGGGAUAAGGACCUCGCGUGCAGCGUCAAAAGUCGCCUGUGGAAGCUGCUGUCCCCCACCAGGCUCGCCACCCGAGCCCACCGGAGCAGCUGGCUGGAGAGCUACCUGCUGCACCUGCAGGAGAUGGGUGUGUCAGAGGAGAUGCAGGCUCGGGCCCUGGUGCUGCAGCUCUGGGCCACGCAGGGGAACAUGGGCCCCGCUGCCUUCUGGCUGCUGCUCUUCCUUCUCCAGAGUCCCGAGGCCCUGGCUGCUGUCCGCGGGGAGCUAGAGCGCGGCCUGGAGCAGCCGGUCUCGCGGAUGGCUGCCCUGCCGCAGAAGGUUCUAGACAACACGCCUGUGCUGGACAGCGUGCUGAACGAGAGCCUCAGGCUCACGGCCGCGCCGUUCAUCACCCGAGAGGUCGUGUCGGACCUGGCCUUGCCCAUGGCCGAUGGGCGGGAAUUCACCCUGCGACGUGGUGACCGCCUCCUUCUGUUUCCCUUCCUGAGCCCCCAGAAGGACCCAGAAAUCUACACGGACCCCGAGGUAUUUAAGUACAACCGGUUCCUGAACGCUGACGGCUCAGAGAAGAAGGACUUCUACAAGGACGGAAAACGACUGAAGAAUUACAGCAUGCCUUGGGGAGCGGGGCACAACCAGUGCCUGGGCCGGACCUUCGCCACCAACAGCAUCAAGCAAUUUGUGUCCCUGGUGCUGCUGCACUUCGACCUGGAGCUGCUGGACGCUGGCGCCGAGCUGCCCGAGUUCGACCUCAGCAGGUACGGCUUCGGCCUCAUGCAGCCGGAGCGCGAUGUGCAGGUGCGCCUCCGCCUCCGGCCCUGAGAUCCCCAAGACGUGCCCACCGCCCACCGGCCGGCCCCACCUCCCACCUGGCUGGCGGCACCGGGCGAGCGCAGGUGUCGCCCACCACGUUCCUGCUUUUCUCCGAGGAGGCUCCGCCCAGGGGAGGAAAGAGAGGGGACGCGGGGUAGGCGUUCACACCUGGCGCCUGCUGCUCCCCGCUUGCUCCUCUCACCUGUGGUGGCCACAAAAGCUGGCGCGGGAAGUCCUCACCGCCAGGCCCCCGACACCCAGCAGGUCACGGCUUCGAGAGGCUGGCCAGGCCAGAAGAGGGGUGCAGGCCUCAGGCCUCCUGCAGGGGGCGCCAGCUGUGGCCACAGCCCCGUCUGCUUUGUGCAAGAAACAGUUGCCUUUGUUGUCGUCUUCGAAUCAUCUUUGGGAGACUUGAAUUCCAAACGUCCCUUCUCUUGGGCACUUGAAGACUGGGCCACGCUGGGCCCCCGUGGCCACGUAUGGCUGCUGGCCGGAGCUUGUGGGGGGCACGUGCUCUCUGCUUCUGCAUUUGAGGCUCGGUGCUGACUCAGAGGUGCCGUUGUAGGAGGUGAAGGGAGCCAGCCAAGCUCAUCCCAGCCUGGGUGCACCACUCGGAACAGAUCAGAUGCACACUUGCCUUUGCCUCGGCUUUAGAAAACAUGCAGCUUAGGGGUCGGCGCUGUGGCGUAGUGGGUAAAGCCGCCGCCUGCGGUGCUGGCAUCCCAUAUCGGCGCCGGUUCAAGUCCCAGCUGCUCCACUUCCAAUCCAGCUCUCUGCUGUGGCCUGGGAAAGCAGUAGAAGAUGGCCCAAGUGCUUGGGCCCCCACACCGUCGUGGGAGACCUGGAAGAAGCUCCUGGCUUCGGAUUGGCCUAGCUCUGGCUAUUGUGGCCAAUCGAGGAGUGAACCAGCAGAUGGAAGACCUCUCUCUUUCUCUGCCUCUGCCUCUCAAAUAAUAACUAAAUAAAUCUUAAAAAAAAAACAAGCAACUUAAAGGAGAAAAAAACCUGCAAGCCUUGAUUCGGAUGGUAGGUCUUGUUAGUAAGAUUGGGACCUGCUUCGGGGUACCCUUUCAGUGCCUGCCACAGGCACAGUUGGCACUGUGUGUGCACCCCCGGCCCCACGUCUGUGGGGAGACGGUGGCUGUGCCCACUCUGCAGAUGCGAAGACCGGCUCAGAGAGGUGAAGUGCCCGGGUCACACAGCUCAUAAGCCAGUGGGACGCAGUCUCUUGUCGCAGGAGCGAAUGCUGGGUGGGCCGUUCUGCAUCCCUUGGGCCCCAGGGGCGGCAGUGGGGGCAGAGGGUGGCCGUUCUACAGCACAGGACAGCUGACAGAGCCGUGUGCUUCCCAGGGCGGCUGCAGCCCACAAGAUGCAGAUACACGCAUAGCUGCUCUCCAGGGCCACGUCUGGCCGUGGGGGCUAGGCACCCCCCCCCCCCCGUGUUCCCAGGCAGACACCGUGAUUGGCAGGAGGCCGGAUAUCCCCAGGGAAACCCAUCUCCACGCCUGGGUGACCCUGCUGCCGCCUGCCUCUUCACUCUGCAGGCAAUCAGAGCUGGCAGUCUCCUGUGGGAGGCUGGAGCCGGUUUCCAUGGCAACCCGCAGCUGCCGCCCCGUGGCUUCAAAGCGCAGGAAGAAAGUGGGCAGGCAUCGCUGCGGGGCUGCGACCCCGGUGUGGUGCGGAAGGCCCCGGGCAGACCGGGGCUCUCGCCCACUGAGACUGGAGUUGCACCUGCGCUCCCGCAGGGCCGACUCCCUUCACAGGUGGCACCUGCUCAGAGAGCCACGAUCAGAAGGGAGUGACCCACGGGGAGGCGGCCUGGAUGUUACCGUGUCCCUUUGUCACCGCUGUGAGAAUCCCGAGACGGUGGGCGCUUGUUAGGAAGACCUCACGCAGUGUCCCCUUACCACGGUCAUCAUUACAGUAUCAAGGGUUACAUUUUGUAUUGUUUUUACUUAAUAGUCUCCUAUAGACAGAUUCACCUUUGAAAAUUAAGAAUAAAUUUGUUUAAAAGGGGAGCUUUUUGCGUCACUUGGAAGUGGACAGCACGUCUCACUAGCUGUGAACAGAAUCUGCUGGGGCCGAGGCCCAGCGCCUGCCGGCUGUCUCUUCUCAGCUGCACAGCGAGCAGGUGCCAUGCCAGCGUCUCCCUGAGUCUUUGUCUUUGACCAUCCCCAAGGGGAGGAAAGGACAGAAAGAGGGGCAGGCUGCUCCCUAGAGGGGCCACCAGGGCCAUCUCCUCCCCCAGGGGGCCACCCCAGGAGCUGGUGACAUCCUACCCGCCCCUUUCCUGAGGGUCAUUGCUUCUGAUGGAUUUUCUUGUGUAAACUCCACGCCCCCUGAGCAGCAGCCAUUGUUAAGCUUUGCUAUUGUAAUAAAGAGUUCUAUUUUCAUAGAACACUGACAAAUGGAAACGUGCUGAAAUCGAUUAAACCAGCCUUGUUUGUGG
Molecule: messenger RNA, 4001 nt
Organism: Lepus europaeus (European hare)
Lineage: Eukaryota; Metazoa; Chordata; Mammalia; Lagomorpha; Leporidae
Gene: PTGIS
Product: prostaglandin I2 synthase
Exons: 10
Coding region: 236-1561 (441 amino acids)
Biological process (GO): prostaglandin biosynthetic process
Molecular function (GO): oxidoreductase activity, acting on paired donors, with incorporation or reduction of molecular oxygen; heme binding; iron ion binding
Source: RefSeq, a predicted model, not a curated record